AUGUCUCCAAGUAUGCCCGAGUCGCCGGUAGAGACCAGUGAUAUCUCGGUGGUUAGCCAGGAAGCCAUCGGUGAAAAGACCCCUGCUACUGUGCUUGCUACCAAAGAUGAGCAUUCACUCGAUGACAAUGACUCCGACAGCAAUCCGGAUGCGAUCAUCCGUACUGGUGCUGACGCAGCUCUUCAUCUGCUGUCUCUUCGAGAUGACUUUGACAAUGUCUUAACCUUUCGCAGUAUAUUACUUGCGUCUGGCCUUGCGUGUUUCCAGGCUGUGAUGAACCAGAUCUAUCAGUUCAAACCGACUCUGGUUACGAUUCAGGGAACCUUCAUCGUGCUCAUCUCUUACUUCAUCGGUAAUGCCUGGGCUAAAUUUCUUCCCCGUGGCGACAAAUUCGAAGCUCGCUGGAGGGCGAAAGGUGGCCAGGGAAACCUACCUUGGUUGAUCAAGGUGAUCAAAUUUGUUAAUAAUGGGCCAUGGAGUCUGAAAGAGCACGCAAUCUGUUCAAUCACUGCUACAUCGGCCUCGAAUGCUGCGCCUACCUCAACUGUGUUUGCAGCACAGGAUCUAUUCUACAAUCUUCCCCUGAGCGCUGCAACUGUGAUAUUGAGUACUAUCUCCAUCGGCCUAUUUGGCUACGGGAUCUGCGGAAUUCUGCGUCCUAUUGCUGUCUGGCACACCGAGGCAGUCUACUGGAGUAGUUUGCCUACCGUCAAGACUCUCCAGGGACUUCAUUGGCAGGAAGUCAAAAACUCGAAACCGCUUCGAUACUUCUGGUAUGCAUUCACUGGCAUGUCGAUAUACGAGAUUAUUCCUGCCUACAUCUUCCCGUGGCUAAACUCUGUUUCCAUUCCUUGUCUGGCUGCACAAAAGGCCACUGGUGAAACUGCUGCCGUACUCAACAAUAUCUUCGGUGGAGCUACCAACAAUCAGGGCCUUGGCCUGUUCACGUUUUCAUUCGAUUGGCAAUAUAAGCAGCUCACAUCUUUCCAAACCUCGCUCCCUCUCAAACUACAAAUUCAUCAAGCCGUCGGACUCUUUUCCUGUUUUAUUAUUAUGAUUGGCAUAUAUUACGGCAAUGGCUGGAAUUCGAGAUCACUCCCAUUCAUGUCGUCGAGACUGCUUACAAACGAAGGCACCAGAUACCCCCUGACGGAAGUUUUCCCCGGUGGUGUCCUCGACGAGGCCGCCCUUCUUAAAAAUGGCUUGCCGAGGAUCACUGGAACGUUCGCAUUCGCGCUUUUCAUGGCCAACGCAGCAAUGGGUGCCUUGAUCGUUCAUUGCUUCAUAUUCUGGGGCAAGGAUAUCCGGCGGGCAUAUAAAAGCGCGAGAGAGGGUAGAUAUGAUGAUAGACACCAUUCGCACAUGGCAAAGAAUUAUAAAGAGGCUCCGUGGUGGUGGUAUAUCAUCGUCCUUGUUGGCAGCUUUAUUCUCGGUAUCAUUGUGACUGUGAAAGAGAACAUCACCUUGUCAGUUUGGGCAUAUGUUAUCGCACUGCUGCUAGGAUGCAUUAUCGCCCCCUUUAGUGUCAUCCUCUUUUCUCGCUACGGCAAUGGUAUUGCUACCAAUAAUUUGUCAAAAAUGCUGGCUGGACUCAUCCUUCCUGGACGCCCGAUAGGUAACAUGUACUUCGCUGCUUGGUCGCAUAACGUCAUUUCAAAUGCGGUUAAUCUUUCCAAUGAUCUGAAGAUGGGCGAAUACCUGAAAAUCCCUCCUCGUAUCAUGUUCCUAACGCAAAUAUAUGGAACAGUUCUUGGUGGCUUCGUGAACUACGCCAUUAUGAGCUCUAUUGUGUCAAGCAAUCGAGAUCUUCUCGUCGAUGGUAAUGGAAACUCCUCUUGGAGUGGUGCAACUAUACAAUCUUACAACACCAAUGCCGCAUCGUGGGCUCUGGCUCCCUAUAUCUAUAAGGUCGGUACCCCAUAUGGGGCUGUACCUCUAGGUCUGGCCGCUGGCGCUGCUGCUGUGGUUAUUCACCGUAUCUUUUAUCACUUUGUGCCGAAAAUUGGGAAGUUUGACGUCUCGGAUAUCAAUCUACCACAGUUCAUCCAAUACGCCGGAUUUAUUCCCUACAACCAAACCCAGACCUGCGUCAUUUUCACCUGGAUCACUGCCGGGUUCUACGUUCAGUAUUAUCUCCGGAACUACCGACCGCGAAUUUUCAAGGACUAUUCAUAUCUGAUUACGGGUGCCUUUGAUGGCGCUAGUCUGACGGUUCUCUUCGUCCUCUCAUUUGCUGUUUUCGGGGCUGGUGGAGUUUCGCACCCAUUCCCAGCGUGGUGGGGAAACAACGAGAAUGGGAACUAUGAUUGGUGUCCUGUAGCAGAGUAG
Messenger RNA from Penicillium samsonianum, 2328 nucleotides. Its product is annotated as OPT family oligopeptide transporter. Gene Ontology annotation, molecular function: oligopeptide transmembrane transporter activity. The transcript is spliced from 7 exons. The record is from RefSeq and is a predicted model, not a curated record. Lineage: Eukaryota; Fungi; Ascomycota; Eurotiomycetes; Eurotiales; Aspergillaceae. Bases 1 to 2328 code for a protein of 775 amino acids. Gene Ontology annotation, biological process: transmembrane transport.